CCUUUUAUAUUGAGUCCUUGGAGAAGGACUUUUCUACGGAAUAUAUGGGUCCUUCGGAGAUGAUUUGGAGAAUAGGAACAGAAAUUUUGUGCCACUGUUCACAUAGCAACAUGAAAGAGUUCAACUCUUUCAUAGAACAGAUGAAAACUUUAGGAGUAAAAAGAUAUUUGAAGGUCUGUCUAGAGCAUGCUUUUCACCUCCUUUGUAAUGGACGAACAGAUGAAGCCUACCAGAGCUUGUCCCUGGCAGAAAGCUGGAGGUUUGGAGAACAAACAACAGCUCAGGAUAAAGAACUGAAGCUCAUUCAGGCUUACAGAGGACUGUUGGACUACUAUAACUGGUCUAAGCAAAAGCAGGUCCUGUUAGAGUAUGAUAAGAAUGGAUUUGAAGACCUGUCUGUUGAGCAGGAGAUGCACAAUUCUUUCCGGAAAGCAGCAGUCAGCUUGAAGGAGAUCAUUCAAAUACCUGGAGUCUGGGAUUUCUUUGUGCAAUGCUAUGUAGAUAUGUUGGAGUUCUAUGGGGACCAUGAGGAAGCCCGCCAAGUAUUAAGUGAAUACGCCUAUAACUCAAAGUUUCCUGCUAAUCCCAAUGCUCACGUUUACCUCUAUCAGUUCCUAAAGAGACAUGGUGAACCAAAGAAGUCAUUGAUCUCUGUGCUCAAGAUUUUGCAUGAUAUUGUUCCUUGUCAUGAACUAAUGAUAGAUUUUCAUGCCAUGCUUCAAAAGUCAAAGAAAAGAAAAAAACGUCGACUGGGGCUAGAGGUUAUUUUUGCAGCGUUGGAUUAUGCUGGGUGGAAGGAAAAUGUCAAAGCAUGGAGUUGCUUGGCAGGACAAGUUAAGCAAAUUACAAUCUCUGAGAAGCAUCUUGAGUGGCUCAAGCAGGAGUGGAACUCCAGAAAGGACUGGUGGCCAGCCUUCCAUUUUAGCCGUUACUUGGCAAAGCGGAAUUGGCAGGAAAAUGAAAGCCUUGCAUAUGAAAAAGCUCUGGUGGCUGGAAUCUUACUGGGAAAGGAUUGCAAGUACUUCAAAUAUGUAUCACACCAAGGCUGUAAAGAUCAGAAGAAAAAGUUUCGGACACUGAAGAAGUUUAUGAAUAAGCACAGCUCUGUCUACCUAAGAAUAUCUGGACUUUCAGAUUCUUCUGUACAAACUUGA
Molecule: messenger RNA, 1154 nt
Organism: Tinamus guttatus (white-throated tinamou)
Lineage: Eukaryota; Metazoa; Chordata; Aves; Tinamiformes; Tinamidae
Source: RefSeq, a predicted model, not a curated record